GUCCCCAUCUAUAGUAUAUCGGUAUUCGUUUCUUGGUCUUAACGUCGCAAAAAGCUCCCUCGAUGACCAUCUCCAUCCGCCCAGCGACAUCCAGCGACGCCCCCGCGCUCUCUCACAUCUGCCUUGUCACGGGAAAUGCUGGCACGACUGCAGAGCACCUUCAUAAUCUCCCAGAAAUGCUAGGACUUGUAUAUGCAGUGCCAUAUGUGAAUGCAGCCAGUACUUGGGGAUUUGUUCUCGUUGAUCAAGAUGACGAAGGAGAGAAAGUGGUUGGAUACACUCUAGGUGCUAUAGACACUCGCGCUUUCGAGAAAUCGGAAGAGGAAAUGUGGUGGCCAGCCUUGCGUGCUGAGUACUCGCCGUAUCUCCCACCCGACUCUGGAGAGCCGUCGACGGAUUCAGCUCACCCCACGCCCACUGAAGCAGAUAUGCGCAUCAUCCGACACUUCCUUUCGCCCCCAGCUGCCCCAGCCGCCUGCGUUUCUUAUUCUACCGCCCAUUUACAUAUCGACAUCCUCCCAGCGUAUCAACGUCGCGGGCUUGGAAGGCAGCUUAUCGACCGUGCAAUACAGCAUAUGCGUAACGCUGGUUUGCAUGCCGUAUGGCUUGGUAUGGAUACAAAGAAUGUGCAAGCGAGAAUUUUCUAUGAACGUUUGGGAUUUUCGAAUAUUGAGGGUGCACCGGAAGGUGUGGUUGGUUUGCGAUUUGUAGAUUGGAAGGGUUAGGUGGAGGUUUCAGCCAAAUCGAGUAUAAUAGGGAGCGUGCUAGUCUUUUCUGUAUCGAACUAGCACUACAAGCUGGAACUUUUGUUAUAUAUUUACGGUCGAUUCUUCCUCAACCCUCGGACAUCCCUGCAUGGUGUUGUGGAACAUUCUUUAACUGCUUGUUUGGUCGUGGAUUUAUAAAUACAUAUCGUUCAGAGGAAGCAAUUCAAGGACGAAUGUAUACCAUUUCGCUUACGCUCGCAGUCUGUCCAGUAAUCCAGC
Molecule: messenger RNA, 986 nt
Organism: Serpula lacrymans var. lacrymans S7.9
Lineage: Eukaryota; Fungi; Basidiomycota; Agaricomycetes; Boletales; Serpulaceae
Exons: 3
Coding region: 63-725 (220 amino acids)
Molecular function (GO): acyltransferase activity, transferring groups other than amino-acyl groups
Source: RefSeq, a predicted model, not a curated record